CCCAAGCAGCUGUGCAGAGGCUCCUUCCUGGCUGAGCUGUGUGGGACUUCCCAGAAGCAGAGGGCGGGUCUGCUUCUCCCUUCUGCCCCAGAAAAGGAAAGGAAGCCAGUGCCAUCCAGAGGUCUUUCCUCAGCAAAGCUUUCACCAUGGAGCAACUGAGCACUGCCAACACCCAUUUCACCCUGGACCUGUUCCUGGCUCUGAGUGAAAACAACCCAACAGGAAACAUCUUCAUCUCUCCCUUCAGCAUUUCAUCUGCCUUGGCCAUGGUUCUUCUGGGGUGCAGAGGCAACACUGCAGCACAGCUCUCCAAGACCUUUCAUUUCAAUGAAGUUGAGGAUAUUCAUUCCAGAUUUCAGGAUCUGAAUGCUGCGAUUAAUAAACAUGGAAGUCCCUAUAUUCUGAAAGUUGCUAACAGAUUAUAUGGAGAAAAAACAUAUAGUUUCCUCCCGGAGUUCUUGGCUUCAACUCAGAAAAUGUAUGGUGCUGAGUUGGCCAGUGUGGAUUUUCAGCAUGGCUCUGAGGAGUCCAGGAAGGCAAUAAAUGAAUGGGUCAAAGGGCAGACAGAAGGGAAAAUUCCAGACCUACUUGCUUCAGGUAUGGUUGAUACCAUGACCAAACUUGUGCUAGUGAAUGCCAUCUACUUCAAGGGAAAGUGGCAGGAGAAAUUCAUGAAAGAAGACACAACCGAUGCCCCGUUCAGACUGAACAAGAAAGACACGAAAACAGUGAAGAUGAUGUAUCAGGAGAAAAAGUUUCCUUUUGGCUACAUCCAGGACCUGAAGUGCCGGGUGCUGGAGCUGCCUUACCAGGGCGAGGAGCUCAGCAUGGUCAUUCUGCUGCCUGAUGACAUUGAGGAUGAGUCCACAGGUCUGAGGAAGAUUGAGAAGCAAUUUACUCUAGAAAAACUUCGUGAGUGGACCAAACUUGUGAAGCUGAAAAAGCCUGAGGUCAAGGUCAAAUUGCCCAGAUUCAAACUGGAAGAAACCUAUGUGCUCAACUCUGACCUAGCUCGCCUGGGAGUAGAGGAUCUCUUUAUUAGUAGCAAGGCUGAUCUGUCUGGCAUGUCAGGAGGCAGAGAUCUUUUCAUAUCAAAUAUUGUCCACAAAUCUUUUGUGGAAGUGAAUGAAGAGGGUACAGAGGCAGCAGCUGCCACUGGAGUUGUUGCCACCUUUUUCUCAAGACCACACAUUGUAGACUUCACAGCUGACCAUCCAUUCCUUUUCUUUAUUUGGCACAACCCCACAGAUAACAUCCUGUUCCUUGGCAGAUAUUCUUCCCCUUAGAAGAAAGAGUCUCAGGCAAAGAAAUCAAGGUCAAGAAUAUAGUCUUAGUUCCUGAGCUUUUAAUAGUUAAAAUUAUCAGUUACUUUUUACCAAUAAAAUUACUAUCCAGAAGCUACCUUCAAUUUCCUUUAAAAUCUCAUCUCUCUUGGCUUUUUAUAUAAUUAAUUUUGUACUAUUUAGGUGAAUACUUAUUUAGUUGGUGUUGGUAUUGGGCUUUGAAGACAGGGCCUCCUCUUCUUACCUUGAUUUUUUUCACUGAAUGCUGGCACUCUACAUCUUGAGCCAUACCCCCAGUUCUGCCUUUAUUUUUUGCUGGCUUAUGGAAGAUAAGAGUGUUUCCCAUUGAUCUGUCAGGGCUGACUUUGAACUUCAAUCCUCAGAUCUCAACCUCCUGAGUAGCUAGGAUUAUAUUCAACAGAGUUCACAAUGAAAGGAGAAAAAUCCAGUGAUUGUGUUUGAGUUAAAAAUAAAGGAUAACUCAGAUGUAUAGAUUCUUAACCAUGUAGUAAUCUGUGAAGUUGCCAUGCUCUCCAUAGUAGACAUGACUUUCAAUCGUCACUUAUUUCUCAGUCUGGAAUUAGGAUGAGGCAAAAAGAAGAGAUGAAAUCAAUUUUACAAAGUAAUCAAACAUUAUUUAAAUGAAUGAAACUAUGUACACUGUCCCUACCUUCCUCCAUCCAUUUCUCCUUCCCUUCUGCAUUGUGCU
This is a messenger RNA of Dipodomys ordii (Ord's kangaroo rat), 1992 nucleotides long. RefSeq names its product leukocyte elastase inhibitor-like. The transcript is spliced from 8 exons. The record is from RefSeq and is a predicted model, not a curated record. Gene Ontology annotation, molecular function: serine-type endopeptidase inhibitor activity. Lineage: Eukaryota; Metazoa; Chordata; Mammalia; Rodentia; Heteromyidae. The coding region runs from base 147 to 1286 and encodes 379 amino acids. Gene Ontology annotation, biological process: negative regulation of endopeptidase activity.